AUGCUUCAUAGUGCAUCUAGUCUGGACCAGCGCUUACUUGAAUGGAAAGUGAGCCUUCCGCGACAUUUACGGUUCGAUAUGGGCCACACUUUUGAAAAAUCCAUGUCGUUCAAACGUCAGCGUAACAUGCUUGCGGUGAAAUUCCAUCAUCUUCGUGCGCUCAUCCACCGACCAUUCCUUUGUCUACCACUUUUGCAGAUGAAUAAUCAGUCCUUCAUGAACUUGCUCAUUCGGGAUAAGGAGCGCAUAUCCCAAGCAGAGUCAAUCUGUGUUCAUGAAGCUCAGGAAACAGCUCAUCUGCUUCAUAAUGUGGUAGAUGAGCGGAGUUUGGUUCACGACUUCCCAUGGUGGCAGAUGAUCUCAUGUCUUAUCUGCGCGAGCUCCAUCUUAUUCGUGGCAGAAAGUUUCUAUAACAAUAAUAAUCCCGCACAUAGCAAAAUUUCUUCACAAAGCUUGCGUGAAGACGCCGGGACUUGUCUCAAGGUGUUUGAAGCUCUCAGCUCGAACUCUGCCGCGGCGAGAAAGGCCGCGGAUAUAUUGCAGGGUCUAUCACAGAUGCGUCGAUCGACAGAAGAAGGUAUAUCCAUCUAA
Molecule: messenger RNA, 591 nt
Organism: Penicillium longicatenatum
Lineage: Eukaryota; Fungi; Ascomycota; Eurotiomycetes; Eurotiales; Aspergillaceae
Product: fungal specific transcription factor domain-containing protein
Exons: 2
Coding region: 1-591 (196 amino acids)
Biological process (GO): positive regulation of transcription from RNA polymerase II promoter by galactose
Cellular component (GO): nucleus
Molecular function (GO): DNA-binding transcription factor activity, RNA polymerase II-specific; RNA polymerase II cis-regulatory region sequence-specific DNA binding
Source: RefSeq, a predicted model, not a curated record